This is a messenger RNA of Striga hermonthica, 1137 nucleotides long. The record is from the annotation of a GenBank genome assembly. Lineage: Eukaryota; Viridiplantae; Streptophyta; Magnoliopsida; Lamiales; Orobanchaceae.
AUGGCAAUUGCGGCGGCGAUGGUGAUUGUGCCGUUGGGCGUGCUGUUCUUUAUAUCUGGGCUCGUCAUUAAUUUUGUCCAGGCAGUGUGUUUUCUGCUGAUAAGGCCGUUCUCAAAGAGCACAUAUAGGAGGAUAAACAGGGAGGUGGCCGAACUUUUGUGGCUGGAGCUCGUGUGGCUUGUCGAUUGGUGGGCUGGUGUGAAGAUUGAAUUGUUUGGUGACUCUGAAGCCUUCAAAUUAAUGGGUAAAGAACAUGCACUUGUCAUAUGUAACCACAAAAGUGACAUUGAUUGGCUUGUCGGAUGGAUUUUGGCUCAGAGAUCAGGUUGCCUUGGUAGCUCGUUAGCUGUUAUGAAGAAAUCAUCAAAAUUUCUUCCUGUGAUUGGAUGGUCCAUGUGGUUUUCUGAAUAUCUCUUUCUCGAAAGAAACUGGGCAAAGGAUGAAAGCACCUUGAAGUCAGGACUUCAACGGCUAAGGGAUUUUCCUCGACCAUUUUGGCUGGCGCUUUUUGUUGAGGGUACUAGAUUCACUCAGGCAAAACUUUUAGCUGCUCAGGAAUAUGCAUCCUCAACAGGGUUACCUGUUCCAAGGAACGUUUUGAUUCCUCGUACUAAGGGCUUUGUUACUGCAGUAAGUCAAAUGCGCCCAUUUGUUCCUGCUGUGUAUGAUUUUACCAUUGCUAUUCCCAAAACGUCUCCUGCACCUACCAUGUUACGGAUCUUUAAUGGCCAAUCUUCUGUGGUGCAUGUCCACCUUAAGAGACACUUAAUGAAGGAUUUGCCGGAAUCAGAUGAUGCAGUUGCUAAGUGGUGUAAGGAUGCCUUUGUUGCCAAGGACAAAUUAUUAGACAAGCACAAUGCUGAGAAUUCUUUUGGCGAGGAACUUCAGAACACUGGUCGGCCUGUGAAGUCCCUUCUGGUUGUAUGUUCUUGGGCAAUUCUACUGGUUUUGUGCGUGAUGAAAGUUAUCCAGCAUUUUUCGAUUUUCUCCUCGUGGAAAGGGGUGGCCUUUUCAGCCAUUGUUUUGGGAGUCGUCACUAUUCUCAUGCAAAUCUUGAUUCAGUUCUCGCAGUCCGAGCGUUCGACCCCAGCAAAGGUGGCGCCUUCGAAACCUAGGAAUGGUGUGGGGCCCACCUGA